This is a messenger RNA of Venustampulla echinocandica, 768 nucleotides long. RefSeq lists its product as uncharacterized. Gene Ontology annotation, biological process: rRNA catabolic process; nuclear mRNA surveillance; U4 snRNA 3'-end processing. NCBI's taxonomy places the organism in Eukaryota, Fungi, Ascomycota, Leotiomycetes, Helotiales, Pleuroascaceae. The coding region runs from base 1 to 768 and encodes 255 amino acids. The record is from RefSeq and is a predicted model, not a curated record. The transcript is spliced from 3 exons. Gene Ontology annotation, cellular component: nuclear exosome (RNase complex); nucleolus; cytoplasmic exosome (RNase complex).
AUGACGAACUCUGCAUCUGCUGAGCCUUCAGCUAUCCUUUCACAUCUGCACCGGACAGACGGCUCCGCAACCCUUUCGCAGAAUGGCUACACAGUGAUUGGUGCUGUCAACGGCCCUAUUGAGGUUCAACGACGCGAUGAACUUCCAGAAGAAGCGGCAAUUGACGUGAUUGUACGCCCAGCAGCUGGUGUUGGAGGCACACGGGAGCGACAUCUGGAAUCGAUCCUGCAAUCUACUCUCCGCCAAAUCAUUCUCACCCAUAAUUUUCCUCGGUCCCUGAUCCAAGUAACGCUCCAAGUCACGAGUACCCCGGAGAAUGAUACCGCGGGGGCAAAAAUUGUGCAAGCCGGUUCGCAUCUAGCUAUCCUUCCCACCUUACUUCAGACCGCGGUCUUGACCCUACUUGCCGCCUCCACGCCGCUGGCCAUGAUCGCGACUUCGGUCCUGAUUGCCGUCAACUCUGAAGGAGAAUCUCGAAACCUCAUCCAAAAUCCUAAUCCCGAGCAGGUCCGAAGUGCCAAUUCAGUCCACGUAUUGGGUUUCACCUCCCAUGGAGAGCUGUUACUCUCAGAAAGCGAGGGAAGCUUUACAUUGGAUGAAUGGGACGAGGUCUACGAGACUGCGAAAGCGCUAUGCUCUGGUGAGAAGACAGCCGAUGACAAUUUUAUGCAAGGCGUGGGAUUGGAGAAUAACAAAGGCGACAUGAUGAUGUUUAUCAAGUCAGCUAUGGAACGGAAGAUCGCCGCAGACCUGCACUACAAAGUGUGA